GCAAGUGUGGGGGAGGAGCCCGCGAGCGUCCUUUGCGCAGGGCCGCUGUGGGGUGAAUCGGGCCGCAGUGGACAGAUGGCGGUGCGUCGUGCCUUUCUUUCUGGCUAGCGGCCUCAGCCAGGGGUGAUCUGUUCAGCCGCCUACCGCAUCCCAUGAGGACCCCCGUUCCUGCAGGAACACCUACACUGUGCAGAGGGGAAUGGCCCGCAGCAGCACUAACAGCCCAUCUCUGAGAGAAGACAGGGGAAACUUUCCAAGUCGUCAUGUCUUCUAGCUCAAGGCACAGGAAGAGGCCCAGGUGAUCUGCUCAGUCUCCUUGCCACAUCUUUUGAGGACCCCGGGCCUCAUGGCAGCAGAUGCACAGUCAGGAGGGGCAUGGCCUGCAACAGCACCAGCAGCUCAUCCCAGAGAAGAUGGGUGACUCCAAGACAGCAUCUCAUCUAGCUCAAGGACACAGGAGCAGGCCUGGAUAGGAAGCUGGACAUUGCGGGAGCAGCACGAAGGCCACAUCAGGAAGAAUCUAUUCAUGCUGUGACUGCAGCAGAGGCCCUGCGGUGUCAGCAGCCACAUGGGGCAAUUGUUCAUUCUGCCUGGUAGAAGAGGCUUCUCAACGAGGUGGGAGUCCAAGUAAGAGGCAGCCUAUCCUAGAGAGGGGCCAGGGGAUACUUCCCAAGCCAGCAUCUCAUCCAGCUCAAGGAAGCUGGAGUUGGCCUGGGAAGAAUCUAUUCAUGCUGUGACCGCCGCAGAGGCCCUGUGGUGUCAGCAGCCCUCAGGAAGGAGACAGUGCUGAGCUCAUCCCAGAGAGAAGAUGGGUGACUUCCCAAGCCAGUGUCUCUUCCAGGUCAAGGACACAGGAGCAGGCCUGGAUAGGAAGCUGGACAUUGCGGGAGCAGCACGAAGGCCACAUCAGGAAAGUGUAUUCAUGCCACAACAGAAACAGAGGUCCUGCGGUGUCAGCAGCCCUCAGGAAGGAGACAGUGCCGAGCCCAUCCCGAGAGAGGACAGUGGAGACUUCCCUAGCCGGCAUCUCAUCCUGCUCAAAGACACAGAAGCUGGCCUGGGUAGGAAGCAGGCAUGCCUAUCCCAGAGAGAAGACAGUGGAGACUCCCCAAACCAGCAUCUCAUCCCACUCAAAAACACAGAAGCUGGCCUGGCCCAUCCCAGAGAGAGGACACUGGAGACUUCCCUAACCGGCAUCUCAUCUCGCUCAAAGACACAGAAGCUGGCCUCGUCCAUCCCAAGAGAGGACAGUGGAGACUUCCCUAACCGGCAUCUCAUCCUGCUCAAAGACACAGAAGCUGGCCUGGCCCACCGCACAGAGAGGACCGUGGAGGCUUCCCAAACCGGCAUCUCAUCCUGUUCAAAGACACGGGAGCUGGCCUGGCCCAUCCUGGAGAAAAGACAGUGGAGACUUCCCAAACUGGCAUCUUAUCCCGCUCAAACCCCAUUUCAACACACAGGAGCUGGCCUGGGUGACCUGAUCAGCAUGGCAGCCAUCCCAGGAAGACCCCGGUCCCCACAGGAGCACAGAUGCAGUCCAGCGGGAACAGCGGUCAUCAGUGUGACAGGUGACCUGAUCAGCGUGGCGGCCAUCCCAGGAGGACCCCGGUCCCCGCAGGAGCACAGAUGCAGUCCAGCGGGAACAGCAGUCAUCAGUGUGACAGGUGACCUGAUCAGCAUGGCGGCCAUCCCAGGAGGACCCCGGUCCCCGCAGGAGCACAGAUGCAGUCCAGCGGGAACAGCGGUCAUCAGUGUGACCGGAAGAAUCUAUUCAUGCUGUGACCGCAGCAGAGGCCCUGCGGUGUCAGCAGCCCUCAGGAAGGAGACAGUGCUGAGUUUCUCCCAUAUCCAUGUUGGAGAAACCACUAUGGACAGAUUUCUCCUAAUUAAGAUGCAUCACCCAUCAGGCAUGUCUGCCAAGGCCAGGAGCAAGGUGCAUUCUCCUAGGACACAACCCUUCCUUGGAAACCACAACACGCCCAAAGACCAAGUGUGGAGAGCGCAGGCACGUGGUGCGACAUGGAUUAACCUUGACGACAUGAUGGCAUGUUCAAGAAACUAGACACGGAAGACUGCACCUGCAGGGUCCGUUCACACGAAGUGUCCAGAAGAGCUCAGGUGAACCAGUAGCUGCCAGGGUUGGCAGGGGGAAAUGAGGAAUGACUGCUAAGGGACAUGGCCUUCAUGGAGCCAAUGGAAGUUCUAAAAUUGAUUGUGGUAAUGCAUGCACAAUCUCGUGAAUCUGCUAAAAACUGGUGAAUUGUAUGCUUUAAAAUGAUGAAUGCCACGACACUGAAUUCUAUAUCCACAAUAAAAAUAAACCAGUACAUUCAUUUAGGAAUAUUUAGGUGGAAUGGGAAAUUCCAUAAUGUGGAGGCCUCGAGGUGAGAAUUCUGCAACUUACAGAUCAAUCUUCCAUCAAAAGUGUGUGAAACCAAUCCUGUGAGUUCACAGAGCCCAGAGUAUGUAUCACAAAUAUUCUUGCUGCAA
This is a messenger RNA of Lepus europaeus (European hare), 2490 nucleotides long. RefSeq lists its product as uncharacterized. The coding region runs from base 809 to 2062 and encodes 417 amino acids. The record is from RefSeq and is a predicted model, not a curated record. Lineage: Eukaryota; Metazoa; Chordata; Mammalia; Lagomorpha; Leporidae. The transcript has 23 exons.